Messenger RNA from Penicillium bovifimosum, 567 nucleotides. RefSeq lists its product as uncharacterized. The transcript has 5 exons. NCBI's taxonomy places the organism in Eukaryota, Fungi, Ascomycota, Eurotiomycetes, Eurotiales, Aspergillaceae. The record is from RefSeq and is a predicted model, not a curated record. The coding region runs from base 1 to 567 and encodes 188 amino acids.
AUGGAAUGGGCAGUUGUCAGGGCAGUGAACGAAUAUUCGGCUUCACUGUCCCUUACGCCUGUCAAGGCCAACUUGCCUUCUGGCUCUUUGAUGUUCGCUUGUAAGAUCACCACUCAGAGGUGCUCGGAACAUGGCGCCUUCCUAGUCAUCGUUCGAGCACGGAAGUCAUACCACGACCUAAUUGUGGCGAGUAUGUCUGAGCUCUCCUCACCCGACAGUUAUAUCUAUCGCGGCCUGUCGUGCGAAAGGGCAAACACGUUAGCCAUCGAACAGUUCAUGUUUUUCCGGUUCAGAUGGGGCUUCAGCAACCAGGGCGCCCAGUGGCUUUCCCAUCUUGACCCCCUUCAGAUAUCGGUCGAGCAUCUCGAUUCCUUCCGUACAACGCCACGAACGGCGAAUACCGGCGUUGAGGAGGGCAACGUCAAGUCGGGUCACCUCCUUGUUGACCCGUUCGGCAAAGUUCUUGACGCUGGUGAAGCUGUUCAUCUCAAGCUCCCAAACAUGAACGAAGUUGCCUCGGUUGGUAACUUUCUCAGGCUUAAAGAUGCUGGAUCUCAAAGGCACUGA